Nezara viridula (southern green stink bug) is the source of this 1431-nucleotide messenger RNA. Lineage: Eukaryota; Metazoa; Arthropoda; Insecta; Hemiptera; Pentatomidae. The record is from the annotation of a GenBank genome assembly.
UGUUAAUGUUGACUUACUUCAUUAUCAUUUAUUAAAGGAAAUACAUUGAUGAGAUGUUUCUCUUUGUCAACGAGGGUUUUGAAAUUCAAUUACUUUGGCGGGAAGAAUCGAAUUAUUUGUAACAGUGAAGUUUUAUUUUAUGUUAUGUUCACGAUUAUUGUUAUUUACUUCAAAGAUUAUUAUGGAAGGUAAAUCUGUUUCAUUAACUCAAAAGUACUCAUUUCGUAACCAAAAGAAGAAACUCGAAAACUUAACAUCUACAUCUGGUAAUUCAUCAGUGACUAAUGUAGAUGAUGUUGAUUCUAAGAUUAAAAAAGAAAAUGAUGUUUCUGAUGUUAAGUCUGAAAACACAGAUGAAACUAUUAUUUUGAAAAACGCAAAGAAGGCUCAAAGUGGAAGAAAAAGAAAAUCUGUCAAGGUUUCUUAUAGCAAUGAUCAAGACAUGAUUAAAAAGGAUAAGUGGGAGCCUGAGAAUUGGAAUAUUGUGUUGGACAACAUAAGAGAAAUGCGGAAAGAUAUGGUUGCUCCAGUCGACACAAUGGGUUGUGAUGUUAAUAAUGAUCUUAAUUUAACACCCGAGGUCCGCAGGUACCAGGUGCUUAUCUCUUUAAUGUUGUCCAGUCAGACUAAAGAUGAAGUAAAUUUUGCAGCUAUGGAGCGGUUGAGAGAUCAUGGCUUAACUGUUGAUAAUAUUCUAAAUACAGAUGAUGAUACUUUAGGAAAGUUAAUAUACCCUGUUGGAUUUUGGAAGACAAAAGUGAAAUAUAUUAAGGAAACUACUAAGAUCUUAAAACAGAAAUAUAAUUGUGACAUUCCUAAAACUGUUGAAGAAUUAUGUUCGUUGACAGGUGUAGGACCUAAGAUGGCACACCUUGCUAUGAAUUGUGGCUGGGGUGUAAUAACUGGCAUUGGUGUCGACACUCAUGUUCAUAGAAUAAGUAAUCGCCUUGGUUGGGUACAGAAACUUACUAAAACUCCCGAAGCUACUAGAAUAGCACUAGAAAGCUGGUUACCGAAGGACCUAUGGAAGGAAGUGAAUCAUCUCUUGGUAGGGUUCGGGCAGACAAUUUGUAAGCCUGUAAAGCCUGAUUGUUCAAAUUGUCGGAACAAAGCAAUAUGUCCUGCAUCUCAAGUCAAAUCGACAAAGAAGAAAUGAUUUUAAAAAGGAUAAUUCUAUACUAGGAAUAAAAACAUACAAAUUUAUUCAUUAUAUAUUUUUAUUAAAACACGCUAUAAAGAAUCCUAUUGUGUCUUCAUCAACAGAGCUUCCCCUAGGGAGGCCAAAUCUGGAUACCAACUCUCUUUCCUUUUCACUCAGUGAACUCUGCAACAAGAAAAAAUAAUAUGUAUAUAUCAAAAUUGAAAUGAUUCAGAAUCAUAAGAUUGUAAUUUGUUCUUUCAUUGUUUAAAACAAAAAUUAUAGUUAUUAUU